Penicillium angulare is the source of this 3303-nucleotide messenger RNA. RefSeq lists its product as uncharacterized. The coding region runs from base 1 to 3303 and encodes 1100 amino acids. Gene Ontology annotation, biological process: vesicle fusion with Golgi apparatus; transcytosis; endoplasmic reticulum to Golgi vesicle-mediated transport. The record is from RefSeq and is a predicted model, not a curated record. The transcript has 5 exons. Gene Ontology annotation, cellular component: cytoplasm; Golgi stack; endoplasmic reticulum. NCBI's taxonomy places the organism in Eukaryota, Fungi, Ascomycota, Eurotiomycetes, Eurotiales, Aspergillaceae.
AUGUUUCGAAUCCUUGAGUCACAAGCUCCGGCCAAACAAACGGCAACGGAAACAAUCGAUGUUUUAAGCAACCGCCUACAAAGUGCCACCUUACUAGAAGAUCGACGGGCCGCGAUCCAAGGUCUACGUAGCUUUGCUAAGCUCUACCCUGCAUCAGUCGCCUCAGGAGGACUGCGAUCUUUGAUCAGCAGUUUGCGCAAUGACAAAGAGGAUGUGGACACCACCAAGGUGGUCCUUGAGACCCUAUUGAUGUUGUUUACCCCCGAUGAGAAUAGCCCCGAAGCAUCAGAUGAAAUAGCUCUUUGGUUGGCGGACGAAUUUACACAGCGACAAGACAACAUUACAAUACUACUAGACCUCCUCGAAACCCCAGAAUUCUACUCACGUCUAUAUUCACUUCAAUUGAUGUCCCAUAUAUCCGGUGCAAGACCCGAACGAACCCAGGAAUGUAUAUUUACGGCACCUUUGGGUAUUUCUCGACUCGUGAAUGUGUUGACGGAUGCGAGAGAACCGGUACGAAAUGAGGCUCUCCUCCUACUUAUUGUGUUGACUCCGGCCUCGGAGGAGCUCCAGAAGCUUGUCGCGUUCGAGAAUGCGUUCGAGAUCCUGUUUUCGUUGAUAGAAUCAGAAGGCUAUCUGACGAAUGGCACCGAAGUGGUGGAAGAUUGUCUUUCAUUACUUGCUCACCUUUUACGAUACAAUAUAUCCAACCAGUCAUACUUCCGAGAGACUGGCUGUGUGCAAAAGGUGACAAGGCUUCUCAUUGAGUGUCAGCAAGACCAGGAAAUGGACGAGGCCCCUCCCCAGUGGGCCCUGGUUCAGCGUGACAAAAAUGUUUGGGGUCUCUUAGCUAUUAUUCAAUUAUUCUUGAUUCGUGGAGGCAAGGGAACCCCCAGCAAUCAAACAGCAUUUUGGCAACACGGUGUGACCGAGCAAGUCCUUAGCAUAGCAUUCGGGCAGCGAUUCAGUGUCAACGUUACUUCUAAGGCUCUGGCAACAUGUGCCGAUCUGAUUAGAGGAAACUCGCCUUUGCAGGAACGUUUCGGGGACAUCGAAGUUUCAUGGGGUUCGACCUCCCAUACUACGGACGCUAAAAAUGGCACCGCGGAGCCAGAACGUAUCAAUGUCAUCGAAGCAUUCUUGAAAUUGAGCCUCGAACCAUCUCCCAACAACAUGCUAGAUGCCCGUCUAGCAGCUUGUGAAUGCAUGCAAGCAUUCUUCGCUCAUCACCCUGGAAUUCGCAUGCAUGUGCUCCGACGUGCGAUUGAGGGCCACACCAGUGGGCAGGAUCGUAUCCCUAACAUUCUUUCUGUGCUGCUCACGGCGCCUGAAUCCCGGGGCAACGCCGACCCAUAUCAGGUUUGGAUGGCUUGUGUUUUGAUGUUCCAUCUCAUCUUUGACGAUACCGAGUCAAAAUCAACGGCGAUGAGCGUCACCGAGGGGGAUGCUGAGAAUGGCGAAGAAGUUGUCACCAGUGUUCAAUUGGUGGUUGGUAACUUGAUCACCGGACUGCAGCGCGGAGACGAUGAGCGGAUCACUGUUGGGUAUCUGAUGCUACUGUGUGGUUGGCUUUAUGAAGACCCAGAAGUCGUCAACGAUCUCCUUGGAGAAGGUAGCAGUAUUCAAACACUACUACAGGAGAUUAAACAUCAAAGGACGCCUAGCAAGUUGAUCCCUGGACUUUGCACCGCUCUGCUUGGUAUCAUCUACGAGUUUUCUACUAAGGACUCCCCUAUUCCUCGGGUGACUCUACAUAAGCUGCUUCUCGAACAACUUGGGAGAGAGCAGUAUAUUGACAAAAUUACAAAGUUGAGAGAGUAUCCACUAGUCCGAGACUUUGAGGUCCUUCCCCAAACAGCUGCCGGACAACUUGAAGGUGGACUGCCUGAAGUAUUCUUCGAUCGGUCAUUUGUUGAAUUCCUUAAAGACAACUUCAGUCGGUUGAUUAGAUCUAUUGAUCGUGAACCAGGCUUUGAGGUUUCAAUUGUUGCUAAUGGCGUGGAAAAGGGUGUCUCACGAGAGUUGGUGGACUCUCUACGGGCAGAACUCGAAGAUCGCAGUCAAUCAAUCGAGAAGUUGGAAACCGACUUCGUCAACGUUCAACGAAAGCUUGAUCAAGAGCUGUCAGAUCAUCGUAAAACGAAGGAGUCGAGUUCUUGGGAACUUUCCAAGGCCCAAAAAAAUCUGCAGAAUCUGCAGUAUUCUCGCGAUCAAGAUCUCGCCAAGCUAGAAGCGCAACAUACACACGCGAAAAACGAGCUUCUGAAACAGCAUGGGGAGCAACUCCGUGCAAUCGAUAAUCAAUUAAAACAGGCCUCGGCUGACUAUGAGAGAAAAAGUAGUAAGGUCCAAGAACACCAUAAGCAGGAGACUGCUGGAUUCCAGAAGACCAUCCGCGGGUUGGAAUCAGAGCUAUCCAAAACUCGAGAAAAGCAUACGAGCGAAGUUGAUGGCCUUAAAAAGACCAUUCACGAUAUUGAAUUGUCCAUGAACCAGUCUAAAGAGGGUCAAUCUGGGGAGAUCGCUCGUCUCGAAAAGCAAAUCCAGGAGCUAGAGUCAGCCAUUAGGAAAUCCAAAGACACUCAUGCUGGAGAAGUUGAUACUUUGAAUAAGAUGAUUCAAGAAUUGGAGUCGACCGCUGUUCAUUCUAAAGGCAGUCACACCACAGAAAUCUCAGCCCUGCAGAAAACCAUUCACGACCUAGAGUCGAUCAUCAAUCAAUCCAAAGAAAGCCACGCGGGAGAGGUCACGGGUCUCCAAAAGAAGCUUCAAGAUUUGGAAUAUCUUCUUGCUUCAAACAAGAGUCGACACGAGGCCGAGACAUCAUCUUUCAAGGAAAAGAUCGGAAGCCUGGAGUCGGAUCUGGCUGCGGCACAAGGGCAGCAAGAUGGCGAAACUGCUGAACUCAAGAAAACUGUCGAGACUCUUCGAUUGGAUCUGGAUAGAGCCAGGGCACAGGCAACUAAAGAUGCGGAAGCUGCCAAGAACGGAAUAUCGUCUCAGCUUUCUGCGUUAGAAAAACGCGCAACUGAGGCCGAAAGCAAGGCGAAGGAGGCUGAAGCGCAAGCACAAAACGCAAGCAAGGCACUCAAGGAAGCCCAGGCUCAGUUUGAGAAGUCCCAGUCCGAUGCAAAGGAGAGGGAAGAUGCUCGCCAAGCCGCCCAGUCUGAACUAGAAGAUCUACUCAUCGUUUUCGGUGACUUGGAAACCAAGAGAAAUGAGGAUAAGCAACGACUCAAAGACUUGGGCCAGGAAGUUUCCGAGGAUGAAGAUGAAGAUGAUGAGAACGAAGAGGAAGAGUAA